AUGGCCUCAAAUUAUUCCACAGAAAUAGCUCGUGUGUUCCUACCUUCAUUUCCUAUGUUCCGAGUUUAUGAAGAUGGUCGAGUCGAGAGACUGUAUAAAACCGAAACAGUGCCAUCAUGCGACGAACCUCAACUGGCCGUUCGAUCCAAGGACACACCGGUGUCUACCCUAUCCUCGGCUCGUAUUUUUCUCCCGGAAACCGCCGACCCCACCGCCAAAAUCCCGCUUCUCAUCUACUUCCACGGCGGCGCGUUUUGCGUAGGGUCUCCUUUCUCUCCUUCUUACCAUAACUACCUCACCUCCCUGGUCAAUGUAGCCAAAGUAAUAGCAAUUUCGGUAGACUACAGAAAAGCCCCGGAGCACAGUCUCCCCGUUGCAUACGACGACGCAUGGACUGCGAUCAAGUGGGUGGCUUUGCACGCUGAAGGGGACGGUCCCGAGCCAUGGCUCAACGAAAGAGCCGACUUUGAUCGAGUCUUCUUGGCCGGAGAUAGCGCCGGUGCCAACAUUGCACACAACAUGAUAAUGAAAGCUUCUGGUGCAGCACUUGAUGGCCUGGUGGGACUCAGAUUCGUUGGUUUGCUUUUGUUGAACCCCUUUUUCAUGAACCAAGAGCGCGAUGAGCUGAUGGAGUUCAUUUUUCCGAUGAGCGGCGGUUCGAAUGACCCGAUGUUGAACCCGGGUUGCGACCUCGACAAGCUAGCCGCCGGUCUGGUCUGCGAAAGGGUUCUGGUUUGUGUUGCGGAGAAAGAUUCCUUGAGAGAAAGGGCGGUGGCUUACCAUGAAGCAGUGAAGAAAAGUGGGUGGAAUGGAGUUAUCGAGAUGGUGGAGACUCAAGGAGAGGGACAUGUUUUUUUCUUGUUUAAACCGGAUUGCGAGAAAGCCGUGGAUUUGAUGAACCGAGUUUCUUCAUUUCUGAACCGUUGAACUCUUGAAACCCCAACCCAUCAUACUCCACGGAUCAGUUGUGGUUUAUGUCGGCUUCUCUGUUUUAGAAUAAAACGUCCAUCUCUGUUUCAUGUCCUUGUUGAAAGAAAAUAAGUUUGAUAUAGGGUUGAGUUUUAUU
This is a messenger RNA of Hibiscus syriacus, 1066 nucleotides long. Its product is annotated as probable carboxylesterase 12. The transcript has a single exon. NCBI's taxonomy places the organism in Eukaryota, Viridiplantae, Streptophyta, Magnoliopsida, Malvales, Malvaceae. The record is from RefSeq and is a predicted model, not a curated record. Bases 1 to 927 code for a protein of 308 amino acids. Gene Ontology annotation, molecular function: hydrolase activity.